Cucurbita pepo subsp. pepo (vegetable marrow) is the source of this 808-nucleotide messenger RNA. RefSeq names its product small ribosomal subunit protein uS17. Gene Ontology annotation, cellular component: ribosome; cytosolic small ribosomal subunit. Gene Ontology annotation, molecular function: structural constituent of ribosome. The record is from RefSeq and is a predicted model, not a curated record. Lineage: Eukaryota; Viridiplantae; Streptophyta; Magnoliopsida; Cucurbitales; Cucurbitaceae. Gene Ontology annotation, biological process: translation.
AUAACUCUCUGAAGCAGGUUUAGGGUUUCUGUAAUCGAACUCUGCUCCUUCGGCCGCCCGAGCGAACCAGAACGCUUGCUCUCUUCGGAAGCCCUAAUCAUGGCGGAGCAGACCGAGAAGGCGUUUUUGAAGCAACCCAAGGUUUUUCUCUGCUCUAAAAAGGGCGGGAAGGGGAAGAGACCUGGAAAGGGCGGGAACCGUUUCUGGAAGAGUAUUGGAUUAGGAUUCAAGACGCCAAGGGAAGCCGUUGAAGGAACAUAUAUUGAUAAGAAAUGCCCCUUUACCGGAACUGUCUCUAUCAGGGGACGUAUUUUAGCUGGAACUUGUCAUAGUGCUAAAAUGGUCAGGACCAUUAUUGUCAGGAGGAACUAUCUACAUUAUGUUAAGAAGUAUCAGAGGUAUGAGAAAAGGCACUCCAACAUUCCUGCCCACAUAUCUCCUUGCUUUCGUGUGAAGGAGGGAGAUCACGUUAUUAUCGGCCAAUGCAGGCCAUUGUCGAAGACAGUUAGGUUCAAUGUGUUGAAGGUCAUUCCUGCUGGAUCCUCAAGUAGUGGGAAGAAGGCUUUUACGGGGAUUUAAAUAACGUAGGCUUCCUCUUUUGAUACAAAAACAGCAACUGUUUAGAGUUGUAUGCCAUAUUUAAUUCAACAGAGUUUUGAAGACUUAUAAUCUGAAUUUUGAUUCGAGUAUGGACUGUUUUAUUGUGUUCUAUUUGUUUUGAUUUCUGGUAAAUUUAGGUGGGUAAUCUCAAGGAUUAAUGUUAGAUUGUUCAUGUUUCAAUUGAAAACGCCCCUUGAUUGAUGAAUUA